UCUAUCCCUCUCUUCCCCAUAGUUUUCUAAAGUUCUGUUUGCCAUGGUGGUAGGUAAAAUAAAUUCCAGUCACGUCUCUGAUAAAAUGCUUUUCUAAUGAUAUAGGCUCAUAUACAAGGCGUAGACCUUCCACAUGAACGAGGCGUAUUGAAGAUGAGCCAGGCUGAACAGACUAACUACGCAGUGGUUCUCUCACUGGACAGUGUACUAUUGUCUGUAGUAAACACAGCUUAUAAAGAAUACAGAGAAUUGAUGGUUGUAAGUGUGUCAAACUGCCCUGCUAUUUGGGAAGUGGAGGUGAACAGCAAAUGGAAGCUUCUCAAUGUUGAACUACAGACUUGGCUUGAAGAACGCUGGAAGAACAAAAGUGUGCAAGUAAAUCUUUAUGAACAGAUUGAGGCCGAUCUGUCCAAAAUGACCAUGACUAAACCUUACAUGGGAGCAUUGCGACGUACUUAUUCCCCAGCUUUGUGGAUUCUCUAUCGUCAGUCAGUAAACCACAAAGCCAUACAUCUUAAAAUCCAAAGACUGCAAGUGGACAAUCAAUUACCAGAUGCUUACUUCCCAACUGUUCUUUACCCAUUGCCAGUCCCUGCUUAUAUCCUUAAAAAGGUUGGCCCUAAACCAUUCAUAGAGUUUGUGGCUAUGCGACAGACAAUUCCAGAAAAAAAUGUUGACAGUAUGAGGAAUAUAAAACUAUUGAUCCAGGAGUUCAAUCUUAAACUUGACAAAGGAUUCAUGUUGUCUGUACUUGAUAUGGUUGACUGGAACUUUGAUCCUGGGGAGACCUCCAACUUCCAGUCUGAUUUGAUCCUUUCUCAGCGAUCUUUACAAGAAGUGGCAUGUAUUUCUGUAAGUAUCUAAGAACCUUUUUGUAUCAUUAUAAAAUUGUGACAUUUUAUCUACUGU
Messenger RNA from Octopus sinensis (East Asian common octopus), 909 nucleotides. RefSeq names its product vacuolar protein sorting-associated protein 13A. Lineage: Eukaryota; Metazoa; Mollusca; Cephalopoda; Octopoda; Octopodidae. Bases 154 to 864 code for a protein of 236 amino acids. The transcript is spliced from 6 exons. Gene Ontology annotation, cellular component: extrinsic component of membrane. Gene Ontology annotation, biological process: protein retention in Golgi apparatus; protein targeting to vacuole. The record is from RefSeq and is a predicted model, not a curated record.